CUCUAUUUUUAAUGAGAGUCGAUUCUAUAGAUUUACAUCACAACGUCAGACCGGAAGUUGGUUGUAAAGACACAGGAAACCGUCUGCUGCUCUCCUAAGGAGCUAGUAUACGACUGGAGUUCUGAGUUCCAAAUCUUCUAUCCGAGCCGAACCAGAACAAUGAACAGUUGAUGAAUGGGUUGAUGAAUAAAACAUCAGCCAUGUUCGCUGUGUUUCACCUCUCCCUCCUGGUUCUGUGCUGCAGCAGCAGCAGCAGCGCUGAAGCUGAGCUGGCCCCACCUCAAAACCCCACCAUGAUCACCUUAAACACCAACUAUACCCUGGUCUGGACCUGGGAUCAAGGAAGUGAAGAAUCCAGCGGUGUCACCUUCACCACACAAUGCAUCCCGCGGUUCAAGCUGAAGACGAGAGUUCCAAAGUGGCUCACUGUGUGUAAGGAGACAUCUCAGAGGUCAUGUGACCUCACAGGGUUAAACCUGCACUACCUGAGCAUCUUCGUGCUUCAAGUUCGGGCCACAAAGAGCGGUCGUCACUCUGAGUGGGUCAGAAUAGAGUUCUGUCCUGACAAAGAUGCUGCUGUCGGACCUCCAUCCAGCGUCCGCCUUGCUGCAGCUGGAGGUGCUCUGGAUGUUUCCAUCUCUGAUCCUCAGACCACCACGAACAGCUCCAUGAGGGAACUCCUUCCUAAGCUGUACUUCCGCAUAGCUUACUGGGAGCAGUCUGACGUGAGGCAGGUCAAGUCAGUAGAUGUAGAGGUCAGCAUGGUGACCCUGUCUGAUGUGAAAGCCUGGACCUGGUACUGCAUCAGCGUCCAGUCACGGGAUGACUUCUACAACAAGAGCAGCAGCUUCACCUCCCCGCAGUGUGUGCAGACCGAAGGUUCCGUUCCUUGGUGGCAGAUCGUCCUGUAUUUCCUGGGUUCUCUGUUAAUCGUCGUCGUGGUAGUGCUGCUGUUAGUUUUUGGUUCCCACCAGUGUUACCACUUGUGUAAGAGCACCUUGUCCCCCCGCGACCAGCUGCCGUCACACAUCAAACAGCAUUUAUUCGACUCUCUGGGCUCUGACCUACCUCGCCUUGUCCUCUCAGACUCCAAGUCAGAGCUGCUGUGUGAUCGGGUGACUGUGUGUCCACAGAGCUCCGUCCUGGAAAUCCAGAACCCUUCAGGUGUGACUUCAGCAGCCCCUCCUGCAGGCCAGGAGGAGGGUAGCAGACACAGCCGGCAGAACAGCAGCAGCAGUGGAGAUUCUGGAGUUUAUUCUGCAGGAGGAACCUCCAGCACACUGCAGCCCAACAUCUGCCCAUCCUGUACAGAUGUGGAGCCCCAAUGUAAGGCUUCUUCUCACUCUGAGCAUGUGAAGAUGCUGAAGAUGGACUUUAUAUUUUCUCCUGGGAUCUCAGCAGAGGGUGAUUCAGGCGUGUGUGUGUGUGAAUCAUGAAUGAGCAAGAUGUUCUUCUGCUGAAGAAGAGGAUGGUUCUGUUGGUAGAACUGAAGAGGACACUUCUGCCACUGAUGUUUUCAUCUUUGCUUGGACCGAAUCCUGACGCUGAUUCUAACACCUCGUCUCUUAAAGCCACCAUCUUAAUUUUGUGAGUUGUUGGUGAGGGAUAUGUCCACCUGUUGAUGGUUCCUGUUUGGGUUCUGCAGCACUGAUCAAACACAUCAACCCAAUCAAAGCUUUUUUUCAGCCACUUUUAUUUCAUCUGCUUUAAUCCGUCCUACUAAACUCACCCUUCUGCACGGCUGAUCCAGUGAAGCAUAACCUCUGUGUAAAUAACGAAAUCAUUUAUCUCCAUUUAAACCAUGUUACAGGCUGGGUUUCUUUGGUUGGAUCAAUGUUCACAUAAACCAAUAAACUAUGAAGUUUCAGUUCA
Molecule: messenger RNA, 1872 nt
Organism: Nothobranchius furzeri (turquoise killifish)
Lineage: Eukaryota; Metazoa; Chordata; Actinopteri; Cyprinodontiformes; Nothobranchiidae
Product: interferon alpha/beta receptor 1b
Biological process (GO): cytokine-mediated signaling pathway
Cellular component (GO): plasma membrane
Molecular function (GO): protein binding; interferon receptor activity
Source: RefSeq, a predicted model, not a curated record